UGAAGGAACUCUCAUUGAAGAGUCCGCGCCGUAAUCUCGUCCCCAAUCAUAAUGGUAUCCUGGGAAAGAGUUCUGCAGGUUGGCCUCCUAUUGGUCAGCUGUGCUACUUGCUUGGCGGGAAAGUCUUCAGCGGCGAAUGCAACAUUCACCAAAGCUGCCAUGGAAUAUGGUACCCGGAUGUUCACCUGGAUGAUCGAACAGAAAAUGAAGAAUUUCCACAUCCCUGCCUCCAAGGGAGAAACAGAGACCCUUUUCGGUGCCAUGGAGUACUACAUCGAGAAUAUGUACCUAUCGGAGUUCCGGAUAGGACACACCAGCAUGGACGCUGAGCCUGAUGCCGGGCUCAGAAUGAUCACCUCCGCGGAGUCCAGCGAAAUCAACGGAGACUGGGGAUACAGGAUGACCAGCGGGUUUUUUCUGAUGAGUGACGUAGGGCGGUUCAAGGUCAGCGUUUCUUCAGCGUACAUCGAUGUCGUCAUCUCUAUGGAUGAAGACGCUGCAGAAAAGCCGACAGUGUCCGUACAGAGCUGUGAUGCAGGGGUGGGGGGUAUGGAGCUGGUCUUUCACGGAGGCGCCAGCUGGCUGUACAACGUCAUCUCACCGAUCAUAGUGGAGGUACUCAAGGCACAACUGGGCGAAAUGAUGUGUGAGUCGGUGGACAGGACGCUGGGCGUAUGGAUGGGGAAAACUCCCGCUGCAUGCUGA
This is a messenger RNA of Branchiostoma floridae (Florida lancelet), 705 nucleotides long. RefSeq names its product lipopolysaccharide-binding protein-like. Gene Ontology annotation, molecular function: lipid binding. The record is from RefSeq and is a predicted model, not a curated record. Lineage: Eukaryota; Metazoa; Chordata; Leptocardii; Amphioxiformes; Branchiostomatidae. Bases 52 to 705 code for a protein of 217 amino acids. The transcript is spliced from 7 exons.